AUGAACCCCACCCUCCUCUCAACCAUCCUCCCCCUCCUUUCCUCAAUCGAAGGGAUCGAAGCCUGCUACACCGGCGACCACAACAACUGCAACUGGGAGGGCAGCGCGCCGGCGUGCGGCACUAGCCCGGACCACGUGGGCACCGAGGACGCGCAGGGCCGCACCUUCGUCGCCACGACCGAGUUGGGCACCGCCCGGUACUUUUGCGACUGGGAGCGGGGGCAGCCCCGCGGCGGGGACUGCUGCCAGGCUUACGGGAAUGGGUGCUGGAGUGGGUAUAAGCGGUUGUGGUGUGCGGAUCGGAAGUGUUGAUUUUCUUUCCCUUGGGGGGUUUAACGGGGGGAUAAAGGGUUAGUUGGGGUGGAUGGGAGGGGGCGGGGCUCUUAGCUGGUUGUUUGCGGGGGAAGUUGUAUGCACUUUGUCGUUGGGCUUUUGCUCUCGGUGGGCUAUUGGGAUUAUUGGAGAUGAGGGAGGGAUACGGAUGGAUGACUGCAGGGCUGGGGCUUG
Molecule: messenger RNA, 507 nt
Organism: Aspergillus fijiensis CBS 313.89
Lineage: Eukaryota; Fungi; Ascomycota; Eurotiomycetes; Eurotiales; Aspergillaceae
Exons: 1
Coding region: 1-312 (103 amino acids)
Source: RefSeq, a predicted model, not a curated record